GUCUGAAAGGUGUGAGUGACCAGUUUCCAGUCCCCAGCUGAAGUCUCAGAAGUCACAGGAGCGUCAAAAUGAGCCGCAGUCCAGAGAGGAUAUCUUCAUACCGCCGGCAUUUCGAGGGCACCUUGGCCUCCACUCCUGCCUACCAGCUCCGGGUGUCCAGUCCCUCUCCCACCCGCAGGGAGACCCGCCACCGGUCUGCCAGCUGGAGCCGGAGUGGAGGGACGAUGGGGCGCAGGGCCAUCUCCGGUAAGGCCCGCAUGACCAGCAGUGUGAGUAUGGGAGCGCUGUGCUUUGGUAUGUCCAUGGGUCUUGGGCCGAAACUGGAUCUGGAUGCGGCUUCAGCAGAGAAUCAGGCCUUCAUGACGACUCGCACCUCUGAGAGGCAGGAGAUGGUGGCCCUCAACGACCGGCUGGCUGUGUAUAUUGAAAAGGUGAGAAACCUGGAGUCCAAGAACAAGCUGCUGGAGGCUGAGAUCGAGGCCCUGAAGAGCCGCCAUGUCAGACCAUCAGGCCUCAGGCAGCUGUAUGAGUCUCAGCUGAAGGACCUCAACAGGGAAGCCGAGGCAAUGAGAGUCCAGAGGGAUAUGUCUCUGGCAGCCAAGGAGGCCAUGUUGGGCCAGUUGGACAUGCUGAAGGCCAAAUAUGAUGAUGCUGUGAACACCCGGAAGAAGACGGAGCUAGACAUCGAGAAUCUCCGUCCGGAUGUAGAUAAGGCAACAUCAGCACGGAUCGCGCUGGAAAAACAGCUGCAAAACCUGGAGGUGGAGCUGGCCUUCCUGCAGAGAGUUCACAAGGAGGAAAUUGAGGAGCUGAUGCAGCAGAUUUAUUUAGCAACCACCAAGGUGGACCUGACCUUUGGCCUCCCGGACAUGUCUUCUGCUCUCAGACAGAUUCAGUCUCAGUAUGACAGCAUUGCCGCCAAAAACCUACAGGAAAUGGACUCUUGGUACCGGACAAAGUUCCAGGACCUGACCGAUGCCUCCACCAAAUACGUUCAAAGCACUCGAAGUGUGAGAGAGGAAAUCGCAGGCUAUAAGAAGGAUCUUCUUAGCAAGGAGCGUGAAUUGGAGGCACUGAAGACGAGGAAUGAGUUUCUGGAGGCUCAGAUUCGUGAUCUAGCGGAAAAAUACAAGAAGAAAGAGGAGGACUUGCAGGAGCGUAUAGAGGCGAUUAAGCUGGAUCUGAAGGUGACCAAGGAGAAGAUUGCGCUGCUGCUGCGGGAAUACCAGGACCUGCUGAAUGCAAAGAUGGCUCUGGAGAUAGAGAUCACCACCUACAGGAAGCUGAUCGAGGGGGAGGACAACCGUCUGAGCACCAUGGUCCAAAACCUGUCCCUAACUGGAGGCAGGCAUCUCACUUCCAGUGUUAGCGUGCACGCCUCAGCUUCGGCCUCUGAUAGCUCCGAUACUGCUGCCACUUCAAAGCUAGACGGACCCCCCAGUGCCACGACCAGCAGCAAGACUGAGAAAUCUGCGGGUGCUGCCAGAGUGGAGGUGGCCUCAUCAGACACCCAGACGGACGGUGACGUAGAGGAGCAGGCAACUGAGACGUCUGAGAGGAAGACUGUCCUCAUCAGAACAGUUAAGACAGAUGAGGACACUUAUGAGAGUGACACACAGGAGCGCACCAUCACCAUUUCUGGAGCGGCGGACGACACAGAUGAAGAAUAGACGCACGUCUCCCUGAACAACCUAUAUACUGCGCACCAAAGUUCCAUGUCAUGCUAUUUCGGUUAUUUUAAUGCUUUAAAAAUCCUAGAACUCAAUGUUGAAUUGGAAAGAAAACACAACCUGAACUCAAGCAUCAUGGAGAGUUUGUAUUAAGAAAGUAACACUGUGUUCAGUCGCUCUGCUCUGCCUGCUUUAACCCCUCUGCCUGCCUCACACUGCCUUUCUGCUCUU
This is a messenger RNA of Epinephelus fuscoguttatus (brown-marbled grouper), 1901 nucleotides long. RefSeq names its product notochord granular surface (gene ngs). The transcript is spliced from 11 exons. The coding region runs from base 69 to 1670 and encodes 533 amino acids. Lineage: Eukaryota; Metazoa; Chordata; Actinopteri; Perciformes; Serranidae. Gene Ontology annotation, biological process: skeletal muscle organ development. The record is from RefSeq and is a predicted model, not a curated record. Gene Ontology annotation, cellular component: Z disc; intermediate filament; sarcolemma.